This is a messenger RNA of Bradysia coprophila, 2973 nucleotides long. It is a transcript of the gene CARPA, whose product is annotated as Carbonic anhydrase-related protein A. Gene Ontology annotation, biological process: one-carbon metabolic process. NCBI's taxonomy places the organism in Eukaryota, Metazoa, Arthropoda, Insecta, Diptera, Sciaridae. Gene Ontology annotation, molecular function: carbonate dehydratase activity; zinc ion binding. The record is from RefSeq and is a predicted model, not a curated record.
AGGGAUGUGUAUGGGUGAUAGACGUCCUUUCUCGACGCUGAUUAGAUUUCUUUCUUUUUAGGUUUUUCGGCGGUUUUUGUACAACAAAAAAAUAGGAAAAUAUUAUUGCUAAAAAAGACGAUAUUGUUAACCACAAAUUUUUGUUAUACCGUUAACGCAGCACCGAAAAUAUUAUAAAACAUUUGAAAAGCUCCACUUGGCGUCAUUGCGCAAGUUUGGCAUUUCAGAAGAAAGCAUUUCGUUGGAGAAAGCUGUACACUGUUUAGAUAAUAUUUAGGGUUAGGUUUAUAUAGAACAUGUGUAGAUGAUGACUGUGUGUACAUAUGAUUCACACAACGAGGGUUGAACCAUUUGUAAAAAUUGUUUAAAGUCAGUAAGCUGUAAACGACGACCGGUAUCGGACGCAUUUUUGUUAUGUUUCGGUUCUUCGAUUGAGACACGAAAAAUAUUUUUAAUUUUUCAAAUAUACAAAAUUUUACCGACGAACGCGAAUCAUUUUUUUUUUUGCUAACUGUGUUCGCUAACAAAUAUAUAAGAGAGAAAAAAGAAGGGACAUUGGAUUGGUGUUUAUGAUUGCGGUAAAGUUUUUACCAUGAUAACAGGGUUCAUUUCAAUUAAUUAAACUUUUUCCAUACUUCUUCUUUCACAAUUUAAUUUUAAAUAAUUUUAUUUUUGUUGUUUACACUAAAGUUUCUACGAGUAAACCGAAAUAAAUAAAAUUCCAUGAAAAAUACUUAACAUGUGAUUGGUGCACGACUAGAUGGGACAUUUAUUUUGUUCACAUUUUUGAAAUUUCCGUUAGAAGAAGAAGAAGAAGAAAAAAGAAGCGAAAUAAAAUUUGUAAAAUGUGCUAAUGAAUUUUUAUGAAGGAAAUGAAAGUGAAAUGUGAUAUACAAAAUUUUAAAUGCAAAUAAAUUUGUAAAAAGAAAGCAAAAAAAAAAGAGUGGAAAAGAAAAUGUGUGUUGAGUGUGUUUCAUCGACAACACAACUUUAUCGUCAUUGCGGUUGAUUUAUUAUAGGAGCACGCUCUGGAGGCAACAAAAAAUGCAGCCAUACUUGGCUCUCAACAUAUUAAUUUUGUUGAUUUAUGCAAAAGAAAUAUCAGCUAGCUGGGAGGAGUGGUGGACAUACGACGGAAUUUCUGGUCCAGGUUUUUGGGGUCUAAUCAAUCCACAAUGGAAUAUGUGCAACAAAGGACGGAGACAAUCUCCAAUCAAUGUGGAACCUGACAAAUUACUGUUUGAUCCGUAUUUGAGGCCAUUGCAUAUUGAUAAGCACAAAGUCUCUGGUAUAUUGCACAACACAGGACAGUCGUUGGUAUUUCGUGUAGAUAAGGAUACAAAACAGCAUGUUAACAUUUCCGGUGGGCCUUUAGCCUACAGGUAUCAAUUUGAGGAAAUUUACAUUCAUUAUGGUACGGAAAAUAGCCAAGGAUCAGAACAUCACAUACAAGGAUAUAGUUUUCCGGGUGAGAUACAACUGUAUGGCUUCAACAAAGAACUCUAUCACAACAUGUCUGAGGCGCAGCACAAAUCACAGGGAAUAGUUGGUAUUUCGCUGAUGGUCCAAAUAGGAGAUACACCGAACCCAGAACUUAGGAUAAUUACUAGUACAUUCAACAAAGUGCUAUUUAGAGGCUCUUCAACCCCAAUUAGACACAUUUCCCUGAGAUCACUACUACCGAAUACGGACGCUUUUAUGACUUAUGAAGGAUCGACAACACAUCCGGGAUGUUGGGAGAGUACCGUAUGGAUCAUUCUCAACAAACCAAUAUACAUAACAAAACAGGAGUUAUACGCAUUGAGACGAUUAAUGCAAGGCUCGGAGCAAACACCUAAAGCACCACUUGGAAAUAAUGCACGACCAUUGCAACCCCUGCACCACCGUACCGUUCGAACGAAUAUUGAUUUUCAAAAUGCAAAGAAUCAAAAUUGUCCAUCGAUGUACAAGGAUAUGUAUUAUCGAGCAAACAAAUGGACAGUCGACGCUACAAUGUCUAUGAGAGGUCGAGAACGUGGUCUUCCUGAGAUGGAAGCAAUGUUUAAUCCGAUUCAUAAGAAAUAACAAAAGCGUAAGAAUUAAAUUAAGGAUCCGAAAAAAAACAACAAAAUAAAUUGAAACACUCAAUAAAAACAAAAAUAUAAAAAAGAAAAUAACCCAUCAAGGGUGGACAAUAAAUAAUAUUUCCUAUUAUUAUUAUGAACCAGAACUAAAGAAAAAAAGAAGGAGAAGACGAAGAAUGACGAUGAAAGUAUAAUGAAAAUGGUUUUUUUAAUAAACUUAUACAUCAUGCAAAAUUAUGCAGUUCAAGAAUUUUUGUCAAUUUGUUUUUUUAUAACAUAUAAAAAAGGAAUAAAAUAUUACUUUUAAAAAUAUUUACUAUAAAAUAUACAAUACGUAAAAAUCAAGUAAACUAAAUUGAUCAAAAGAAAAGAACUCACAAAAGAACAUAACGAUAACUUUAAAUGAAAAUGUAUAUUUAAUAAACCAAAAACAUUAAUUAUCCAAUUUGCGAACUAUUAAAGACAUAAAUGGCUUAACAACACGCGUAUAAAAUAAAAUUUAAAAAAAAAUGUUUAGGUCCACCCUGUGUUGCUUUAAUUAUAUUUAAAUAAAAAAAUUAUUAAUGAAAACAUAUGCCAGUGGAUUUUGAGGUUAAAGUAAAAUUUUCAUCAUUUUUUCGAUUUUCUUUUUUUUUUGUUAAUUUAAAGACUAAAAAUAUUAUAAUUUGACUGUCUAAAUCUUUUAAUUCGUUAUCAGUCCUACACUUAAAAAACAUGACGAAGUAGCAUAAUUUUAACAGAUACAACAUAUUCCUAGACCUACAAAUUCUGACAGCUGUGAUAUUGUAUGAAUUUUUUUGAAUUCUUUCACAGUCGAAAUUUUUAUCGCAAACUGGUACAAAAUCCAAAAAAAUCAUUCACCAUCAAUGCUGUCAACAUCUGUGGGUCUAGAAAUAUGUAGUAUCUGUUA